GUGGGGGAUGUGCACCGCCCUCUGGAGCCUGGAGUUCUCCGUCUGCAGCCAUCUACUCGCCGUUCGCGGCUGCGGGGUUGUCGGCGCCGCCUGGCCAGUUCGGCUCGGCCGCUGAGCAGGGACCUGGCGCUGCUCUCAGGCACGCUGGUGAGGGCUCGGGCGAGCUUUCACGUGAUGAGCAUGAGCAGCUCGCGGUCUUGCUCGGCAAGAAAGGCGACUUGGUGGGCGCGGCCCGCCACAAGGCUUUGGCCGCACCGCCGCCGCCGACCAAAGAGCCGACCUUGCAGCACCAGGUCAGCAUGGCGCACUCCAAGAUGCGCAGUGUGCAGAAGCGUCUUCACGGUGCCGUCUCUCGGUAUGAAGAAUGGAGUGCCCAGAUGGUCCAGCAGAAAGCGGUGGUGUCGCAGCUGGCGUUGGAGGCCGAGGAGUGCGAGCGGGCCCAUGCCAACCUCGUGGCACAGCUCCACCAGUCCACGUGCAAGGUGGCGGCGGAUGUGGAGCCUGCUCUGCGUUGCACUCUCGGGUCCAUCCUCGACGGCUCCUUCACGAAGCAGCUCACUAUUGAUCCUUCGGAAAUCUUCGGCUCCACUGAUGAGUACGAGAUGUCUCCUGAGGACCAAGAGCAGCUGGACCGCCGUUCGAAGGAACUCAAGGACGGCAUUCAGUCUCUUGCUCAAAGCUUGUUUGCGUCAGCCGUGGAGACGGCCAAUCGAGUGCGGGAGGAACACCAGCAGCACGUGGAGAGGCUGGCCAAGAAGCGGCUGGCAGUGGCGUUCGCGAUGGCGGGGCUGCUGGUGGCAGCGGCGCGGCAGCGGCAGCUCCCAGCGCGGCGCCUGUGUCUCCGCCUGCGGCUACUGAUUCUUCUCGAGGCGAAUCUGACGAGGCUGCCGCUGCUGAAGACGUUCGCCGACGUGCAGCUCUCAUCAUUUCUGAACAAUCAGCUCCCCCUGCUUCGGCUGCCAGUGCUUGAGCAGGGGGGAGAUCGUACGCAGAACUACGUCGAUGUUGAUGCGCUCCUGGUGCAGGGCGACGCGUUCGGGGAGGCUGGGCAGGUGUGCAGCGUGACAGUGAGGCCUGGCCUUGCGUUCGCGCAGCUCUCUCUGCACAG
This is a messenger RNA of Prorocentrum cordatum, 1108 nucleotides long. NCBI's taxonomy places the organism in Eukaryota, Dinophyceae, Prorocentrales, Prorocentraceae. The record is from the annotation of a GenBank genome assembly.